AUGGUCUCACAAUCCAGCCUCCGACGCCUCACUCUUGGCCUUGUUGCCACAGGCUCCCUUGUCAAUGCUGGGCCCUGCGACAUCUACUCCUCUGGCGGCACGCCCUGCGUCGCCGCACACAGCACCACUCGUGCGCUGUAUGGCGCCUACACCGGCUCUCUGUACCAGGUGAAGCGCGGCUCCGACGGUACUACGACCAACAUCGCGCCGCUAUCAGCCGGCGGCGUGGCCAAUGCCGCUGCCCAAGACUCCUUCUGCGCCAACACGACGUGCCUCAUCACCAUCAUCUACGACCAGUCUGGCCGCGGCAACCACCUCACGCAGGCCCCGCCCGGCGGCUUCUCAGGCCCGGAAUCCAAUGGCUACGACAACCUGGCCAGCGCAAUUGGCGCACCCGUCACGCUGAACGGCCAGAAGGCGUACGGCGUCUUCAUCUCGCCGGGAACCGGCUACCGCAACAACGCGGCCAGCGGCACAGCGACCGGCGACGCGGCCGAGGGCAUGUACGCCGUGCUUGACGGGUCUCACUACAACGGCGGCUGCUGCUUCGACUACGGAAAUGCCGAGACCAGCAGCACCGACACGGGCAACGGCCACAUGGAGGCCAUCUACUAUGGCGACAGCACCGGCUGGGGCUCAGGCGCCGGCAGCGGCCCUUGGAUCAUGGCCGAUCUCGAGAACGGCCUGUUCUCUGGCAUCAGUUCCGGCAACAACGCCGGCGACCCGUCCAUCUCGUACCGCUUCGUCACUGCGGCCAUCAAGGGCGGGCCAAACCUGUGGGCAAUCCGCGGUGCCAACGCGGCGUCCGGCUCGCUGUCGACGUACUACAGCGGCGCGCGCCCAACUGCGUCUGGCUACAACCCGAUGAAGAAAGAGGGCGCCAUCAUCCUCGGCAUCGGCGGUGACAACAGCGUCAGCGCCCAGGGCACCUUCUACGAGGGCGUCAUGACCUCUGGCUAUCCGUCCGAUGCCACUGAGAACUCGGUCCAGGCCAACAUCGUAGCCGCCAAAUACAGCACCGUGUCGUUGACGAGCGGCCCGGCCCUCACUGCCGGAUCCUCCAUCUCGCUGCGGGCCACUACAUCCUGCUGCACAACACGCUACAUUGCACACACCGGCUCGACUAUCAAUACCCAGGUUGUCUCGUCGUCCAGCACUACCGCCCUCAAGCAGCAGGCCAGCUGGACCGUUCGCACGGGACUUGGCAACAGUGCCUGCUUCUCGUUUGAGUCCGUCGACACCCCCGGCAGCUUCAUACGGCACUACGACUUCGCGCUGCUGCUCAACGCCAACGACGGCACCAAGCAGUUCCACGAAGACGCCACCUUCUGCCCGCAGACCGCUCUCGCCGGCACGGGUAACUCGAUUCGAUCCUGGAGCUAUCCCACUCGCUAUUUCCGCCACUAUAGCAACGUGCUCUACGCUGCGAGCAACGGCGGCGUUCACACUUUCGAUGCCGCCACCUCAUUCAACGACGAUGUGUCCUGGGUCAUCAGCGCUGGCUUUGCUUGAGUGCUGGCUUGGACUCUAUCAAGGUAUCGACAUAUUUUGUGUUUUAUUGAUUGAGUUUUACCCAACUCAGUUACCAUCGUUUGCCUAUUUGCUAUUGUCUAUAUGCUGAGACAGGAAAAAUACAUAAAUAAACCAGUUUACAUUG
Messenger RNA from Ilyonectria robusta, 1657 nucleotides. RefSeq names its product glycoside hydrolase family 54 protein. Gene Ontology annotation, biological process: L-arabinose metabolic process; pectin catabolic process; arabinan metabolic process. Lineage: Eukaryota; Fungi; Ascomycota; Sordariomycetes; Hypocreales; Nectriaceae. The record is from RefSeq and is a predicted model, not a curated record. Gene Ontology annotation, molecular function: alpha-L-arabinofuranosidase activity. The coding region runs from base 1 to 1512 and encodes 503 amino acids. The transcript has a single exon.